CAGACACAUCCCGGGAGCCAAGGAAGGUGGGAGGCUUCUCACAUCAUAGACUACAACAGUGUGUCAUCUUUACCCCAGUCUCCUCUGUUACUGCAGUUGCUUUUUCUUCAGUAACUUCUCAAGAAUCACCUGCACAAAUAUGAUCGGCAUCCACACUCAGCACCCCAGGAAAAGCCAGUCCAGUAGGAAAUACUUUUUCUAAAGUGAUCCCUGCAAGUUCUGGGAGUUAAGACUGUGCAUUCCAGUUGCUCUUCACCCCUCUUUGACAACUCAUACAGCUGUGCAGAACACACCUUGUCCAAAUGUCAUCUGUCGUAGCACCAGAAAAAACCUCCUCCAACUUUGUGGGACCCAAAGAGGUGGAGCUGAUACUAGUGAAGGAACAAAAUGGAGUUCAGUUCACGUCGAGCACUUUGGUCAGUGCGGCUCCUCCUCAGACCAGUGCCAGUGGGGAAGAGGAACGGGAGACUUGGGGAAAGAAAAUUGACUUUCUUCUUUCUGUAAUUGGAUUUGCCGUUGAUCUUGCCAAUGUGUGGAGAUUCCCCUACCUCUGCUAUAAGAAUGGAGGAGGUGCUUUCCUUGUGCCGUAUUUGUUCUUCAUGGUGAUAGCAGGCAUGCCUCUCUUCUACAUGGAGCUGGCAUUGGGCCAGUACAACCGCGAGGGCGCAGCAGGGGUCUGGAAAAUCUGCCCCAUAUUUAAAGGAGUUGGAUUCACAGUGAUCCUGAUUUCCUUGUAUGUGGGCUUCUACUAUAACGUGAUCAUUUCGUGGGCGCUGUACUACCUCUUCUCCUCCUUUACUGGAGAGCUACCCUGGGUCCACUGCAACAACAGCUGGAAUAGCAUCAACUGUGCUGACUGGGCCGACAACACCACGAUCAACGGCAGCCUCAAAUCCACCCCUGCUCAGGAAUACUUUGAACGAGGAGUGCUGCACAUCCAGGACAGUCAAGGCAUUAACGACCUCGGCCGUCCACGAUGGCAGUUGACUUCCUGUUUAGCUGUUGUCAUUAUUCUGCUCUACUUCAGUUUGUGGAAAGGAGUGAAGACGUCUGGAAAGGUUGUGUGGAUCACAGCCACCAUGCCCUAUGUGGUCCUGACCGUGCUGCUGCUCCGAGGAGUCACUCUGCCCGGAGCUACUGAUGGCAUUAAGGCCUAUCUCUCCGUGGACUUUCUGAGACUCUGUGAUCCUCAGGUCUGGAUUGAGGCUGCCACCCAGAUCUGUUUCUCUCUGGGAGUGGGGUUUGGUGUGCUAAUUGCCUUUUCCAGCUACAACAAAUUUAGCAACAAUUGCUACAGAGACGCCAUCAUCACCAGUUCAAUCAACUCACUGACCAGUUUCUUCUCCGGUUUUGUGGUCUUCUCCUUCCUUGGCUACCUGUCUAAAAAGCACAAUGUGUCUCUUGAUAAUGUUGCUCGAGAUGGCGCUGGGUUAGUGUUUGUGAUUUAUCCUGAAGCCAUAGCAACUUUACCUGGGUCGUCUGUCUGGGCUGUUAUAUUCUUCAUUAUGCUCUUAACGCUCGGUAUUGACAGUGCCAUGGGUGGUAUGGAAUCUGUAAUCACUGGACUUAUAGAUGAAUUCAAAUGCUUACAAAAGCACAGGGAGCUCUUCACUCUUUUCAUUGUAGUUGGCACAUUCCUAAUAUCACUGUUCUGUGUGACUAAUGGUGGCAUGUAUGUGUUUACACUCCUGGACCAUUUUGCAGCAGGGACAUCGAUUUUGUUUGGAGUGCUUAUUGAAGCUAUUGGCAUUGCAUGGUUCUAUGGAGUGGAUCGGUUUAGUGAUGACAUUGAGGAGAUGAUUGGACAGCGACCAGGCUGGUACUGGCGGCUGUGCUGGAAAUUUGUCAGUCCCUGUUUCCUUUUGUUUAUGGUGGUUGUGAGUUUUGCCACAUUCAACCCCCCAAGCUACGGCUCUUACAUAUUCCCUCCAUGGGCUAAUAUGGUUGGCUGGUGCCUGGCUAUGUCAUCAAUGGCCAUGGUGCCGCUCUAUGCCAUCUACAAGAUUUGCUCACUGCCUGGAAGACUUUGUAAUAGACUGGCUUAUGCUAUCACCCCUGAGACAGAGCAUCAUUUAGUAGACAGUGGAGAAGUCCGACGGUUUACGUUGCACCACUGGUUGGUUAUCUAAGACAACCUUUGAAAAAAAUGGUCAGAAUAUCACAAAAACGAGUGUAAGUAAAGACACAGAUGUGUGUGAUGUUAUGCAUGCACAGCAAAGCAAAUCAGAGAACUAAGAGCCAUUUCACUGAUCUACUACGAACUAGGGAUGUUUUAAAGUGCCAAUUAUUUUGAGUGUUAUGUUACCAGUGAGUGUGACACUUGAGAGUAGAGAAUAUUGCUGCUAGAUACAUAUUUAUUUCAAAAUCAUAUAGUGAUUUUGAUAUCAUAGUUUUACUGUAACAUUCACUUGAUCAAAAUCUGUUAUUUUUGGAAAAAAAGAUUAAAAAUCUAUAAUGUGUGUUGUAAUAUGAGUAAACUAUAAAAUAAUUUAUUUUAAGACAAUGAUAUUGCCUGUUUUCUUUGUAACCAAUUUGGGGGGAAGAAAUGAAAAGCCUUACCAAAUCAUUUUAGCUAUUUGGGUCCAAAUCAAACUGUUUAAAUAUAAAAUGAACUGAAAUAUAGGCUAAAUAGCUACAUACUAUUUGUGAAUGCAGUAAAUGCUACUGGAAGCUUGAGUAUUUCGCACUCUGAGUCACAGUAAUUUUUUUUUUUUUAUUCUGCCAAAGACAGUAUUCUAAAUCUCUGUGGCAUUAUAAUUGCAUAAAGAAACAAUUUUACUUGUUUUUUUUUUUUUUUUGUUUGUUUUUGUUUUAUUGUACUCUUUGAUAUUUUGUUUGAGGAAGGUGCCAUUUGACUCUAAGACUGUCCUGUUGCCAGAAAGCAUAAAGCUUUAAUUUCUCAGUUUACAUAAUAUUAUUAUAUACAUUUUAAGACUGUUGAGAGCUUUUUAUUAAACUGCAGAUCAAUACUGUAAUGUAGUAUUGUAAUUAAUAAAGUCAUUUAUGGUCUAUGUAUGUGUAUGUACACGUAUUGUAGAGGGGCUUGUAUUGUACUGUACUAUAACGUAAAAAGAGAUAUAUCAAUUCUAAGUGUUACUGUGAAAGUGAUGCAUAUUAACCUUACCAGUUUCAGACAAACAUGUAAGGUUUCAUUUCAUGGGCCAUGUUGAAAAUGAUGUCUAAAGAGGUUGCAGACAGGUUUUCCUAUCUUUACCCUGUGCUCCAAGGGUUAAUCUGUCCAAAUUGUAUACCUGUGCUGCUGUACUGUGCCUUGUGAAUCUGACUGUAUUUUGUUGUUUUGUACUGUCAAAUACGGUAAUUAAAUGA
Messenger RNA from Periophthalmus magnuspinnatus, 3327 nucleotides. RefSeq names its product solute carrier family 6 member 3 (gene slc6a3). The record is from RefSeq and is a predicted model, not a curated record. NCBI's taxonomy places the organism in Eukaryota, Metazoa, Chordata, Actinopteri, Gobiiformes, Gobiidae. The coding region runs from base 303 to 2129 and encodes 608 amino acids. Gene Ontology annotation, biological process: sodium ion transmembrane transport; dopamine uptake involved in synaptic transmission. The transcript is spliced from 16 exons. Gene Ontology annotation, cellular component: presynaptic membrane; neuronal cell body membrane; neuron projection. Gene Ontology annotation, molecular function: dopamine:sodium symporter activity; norepinephrine:sodium symporter activity.